CAGUACGUCGUCGUCUCUGGUGGGAUCAUGUCAGGGCUCGGCAAGGGCAUCACAGCCAGCAGCAUUGCCGUGCUCUUGCAAGGAUGUGGCUGGAAAGUGAACAUGAUCAAGAUCGAUCCCUACCUGAAUGUUGACGCUGGGACUAUGUCGCCAUUCGAGCAUGGCGAGACUUUCGUGCUGGAUGAUGGAGGCGAGACGGAUCUUGAUCUUGGAAACUAUGAGAGAUUCUUGGACAUCUCGCUGACUGCCGACAACAACAUCACCACUGGCAAGAUCUACAAGCUGGUGAUCGAGAAGGAGAGGAAGGGAGAAUACCUUGGCAAGACCGUGCAAGUUGUCCCGCACAUCACUGGGGCCAUUGCCGACUGGAUUGAAAACGUUGCUUCGAAGCCUGUGAAGACUGGUACCGAUCCGCACGCUGAUGUCUGCGUGAUCGAGCUGGGAGGAACGGUGGGAGACAUUGAGAGCAUGCCUUUCAUCGAGGCUCUCCGCCAGUUGCAGUACAGACUUGGACCGGAGAACAUGUUCAUCGUUCAGGUCACGCUCGUCCCGACCAUGUCAGACGAGCAGAAGACGAAACCAACUCAGCAUGCUGUGAAGGAGCUGAGAUCCGCUGGGUUCGCUCCCGACAUGAUCUGCUGCAGGUGUGAGACUGAGCUGCAGAGCGAGCAGAGGAAGAAGCUCGGGCUGUUCUGCCAGGUCGGAGCUGAGUCGAUCAUCUCAGUUCACAACGUCAGCGACAUCUACAAAGUCCCGCUGCUCCUCAAGUCGCAGAAUGUUGCUGAGAUCAUCUCGAACAAGCUCAAGAUCCCGCAGGGAAUGCCCAACAUCUCUCCCUGGGAACAGCUCUGCAUGCGUAUCGACGGCCUCGAGCUCCCGGUAGUCAAGAUCGCUCUGGUUGGCAAGUACACGAGCGGGACCGACGCCUACCUCUCAGUCUGCAAGGCUCUGCAGCAUGCCGCCAUCGCCGUCAAUCGGAAGCUGGAGAUCAGCUGGGUCCUCUCCGAAGACCUAGAAGGCAAUCCUUCUGAUGGGAACAGCAAGAAGGCGUGGGACGCUCUCAAGGAUGCGGACGGGAUCCUCGUGCCUGGAGGCUUCGGAGACCGAGGGACGGAAGGGAAGAUCAUGUCUGUUGAGUUUGCCCGCACCCAGAAGAAGCCCUUCCUCGGCAUCUGCCUUGGCAUGCAGCUCGCUGUCAUCGAAGCCGCUCGCAACCUCCUCGGAUGGAAGGACGCGAAGAGCGAAGAAUUUGACAAGAGUACCUCCUGCCCAGUGAUCAUCUUCAUGCCUGAAGGAUCGAAGACCCACAUGGGAGGCACCAUGCGACUCGGGACGAGGAGGACCAUCCUCAAGGACGAGCAGUGCCUUACAGCUAAAUUGUAUCAUGGCGCUGCUGUGGACGAGAGACACAGGCACAGGUACGAAGUGAAUCCAGAGAAAGUCGCGGAUCUCGAGAAAUCAGGCUUGAAGUUUGUCGGCAUGGACGAAACUGGACAGCGCAUGGAGAUCGUUGAGUACGAUUCGUCCGAACAUCCAUACUUUGUCGCUGCGCAGUUUCAUCCGGAGUUCAAAUCUCGCGUCAUGUGUCCUGCUCCUCUCUUCUAUGGCUUCCUACGAGCCGCUUCAGGACAAGACCCGACACAGUACGAGACUGGGCCACAGACUCCACGCAAGCGAAGGGGAGGCAAGUGAGCAGGGAAAGAGACAAAGAAAGAGGAGGGGAGAAGAGGGAAUAGAGGGAGGAGGGUGCAGCAUUCGAUUUGAAGCUGCAGGACGCAUAGCCCUCGAAAGCGUCAGAGUUGUAAAUAUCUCAACAACAAGAGAGGCGAAUAAGAAACAAACGAUCGAAUC
Guillardia theta CCMP2712 is the source of this 1851-nucleotide messenger RNA. RefSeq lists its product as hypothetical. Gene Ontology annotation, biological process: pyrimidine nucleobase biosynthetic process; CTP biosynthetic process. The transcript has 16 exons. The record is from RefSeq and is a predicted model, not a curated record. Lineage: Eukaryota; Cryptophyceae; Pyrenomonadales; Geminigeraceae. Gene Ontology annotation, molecular function: CTP synthase activity; identical protein binding. The coding region runs from base 28 to 1692 and encodes 554 amino acids.